This is a messenger RNA of Ctenocephalides felis (cat flea), 2299 nucleotides long. RefSeq names its product protein lethal(2)denticleless-like. NCBI's taxonomy places the organism in Eukaryota, Metazoa, Arthropoda, Insecta, Siphonaptera, Pulicidae. Gene Ontology annotation, cellular component: nucleus. Gene Ontology annotation, molecular function: protein binding; protein-macromolecule adaptor activity. The record is from RefSeq and is a predicted model, not a curated record. Gene Ontology annotation, biological process: mitotic G2 DNA damage checkpoint signaling; proteasome-mediated ubiquitin-dependent protein catabolic process.
UGAAUAAAUAAUGAAUGAGCCAUAUCGUUAAUAAUAGUUUCAUUUUUUACAUUUUUAAUUAUUAAGGCAUUAAAUAUACCACUAUGUAAUUAUUGUAAAUUCAUUCGUUAUAAUGUGCCUAAUCCAUGUUGUGCAUUCUUCCGAGGCCAUUUUUCACUAAUUUUGCGCGCAAUUUGACAUAGCUUGACAACGUAAAAGUGCGCUCAUUUCAUGCAAAACUAGCCCUUUAAUAUUAAUGAUAAACUACAUUUAGGAUAACAAUGAUUAAUGAUGUUGUGUCUUUCACUAAUAGAUUUUACGGAAAAUCUUGGACAAACUAUGAUAGUGCAUUGUGUAGGCUAGUUGUUGACCCAAAAGAUUCUUGGUCAGGUAUUUUACCAUCUACUGAUGGCGCUGACUAUAAUCCCGAGCCACCUAUUUUGGCUGCCAAAUUUGCGGUUGCAAAAGGUUUUGAGCAUAUACUAGCAAUUGCCAAUGAAGAUGGAAUGAUUGCUUUUCAUGACACAACACUACCUGCAUCUUCCGAAAGUGUUGCAAACCAACCAUUAGAGGGAAGACAAUGCCAUCAUAAUGCAGUUUUUGAUCUAGCUUGGAUGCCAUAUAAUACUCAGAUAGUUUCUGCAUCAGGAGAUCAUACUGCUCGUCUUUGGGAUUUUGAUGAAAAUAGGCCAAACCCUAUUCGUAUAUUUUCUGGUCAUACGAGAUCAUUAAAAACAGUGUGUUUUCGCCCUGAGGAUCCAGCUGUUUUUGCCACUGGCGGUCGUGAUGGUGCUAUAUAUAUAUGGGAUGUACGAUCAGCAGCAGGGUUGUCUGGUUAUCAAACACGAGCUGAUGAUGUGAUCUUCAUUUGUCAUGGUGCAGCAUCAACAACUCCAAGUCAGCAUAGAAAAAAGAUCCGGGGAGGGCAAACUCCGGGUAGUGGAGGACUAUCUUCUAGUUUAUCACGACCUCAUAGUAUAACAGGAUUAGUUUUCCGUGACUCAUAUGACUUAAUUUCAUGUGGUGCUGGUGAUGGAGUCAUUAAAAUUUGGGAUUUACGUAAAACAUAUUCUAAUGCAAAAAGAGAACCUUUACCAAAACAUUCAUUAAGUUAUGCAGGCUCCAGUGCUUGCAAAGGUUUCACAAAUUUAAUACUAGAUCAUACAAGAUCAAGAUUGUAUGCAAAUUGUAUGGAUAAUCGAAUAUAUUGCUAUAAUGCUAGUGGAGGACAUAAUCGCCCUAUAAAUAUAUCGGGUUUAGAAAAUGCUACAUUUUAUGUCAAGUCUGCUUUGAGUGCUGAUGGAAGGUAUUUAGCCAGUGAAGGAAGUAGUGAUGAGCGAGCUUAUAUUUGGAAUGUUGACUGCCCACCACUUGUGGCCCUGGAAGGCCAUGCGGCUGAAGUUACGUGUGUUGCCUGGUGUGCUCAAGGAGAACCAAAGAUUAUUACUUGUAGUGAUGAUGCAAAGCACAAAGUAUGGCGAGUAGGCUCAGAAGAUGUUGACCAUACAUUAUUAAGAGGCCAAAAUAAAAAAAUGGAUAACUAUGCAAUUCCAAAUAAAGAAUUAGGAUCUUUAGAAUAUACACAAGAAGUGUGUAAAAGAUGGGUUGGUAGGAGUGAGAAAACACCAUCAACUGGAAGUAAUUUGAAGUCUAAAAUGCAAUGUGAUAAUUGUGAAUCUCGUACACCCAUUAACAAUGAUAUAGACGAAGAUCAUGCACCAGAAAAGAAACGAAUUCAUCUAGAAAAUAGAGGAGCAAGACGUUUAUUUGAACAGUGUGGAACAAGCGCAGAAUUAAGUACAAUCAUAGAAGAAAAUGAAAAAUGUGAACCAGUCAUCAAGAGCUCUAAAUUUACCUCUCCUACUAUAAAUUUGCCAAAUUAUGUUCUGAAUGGUGAAGCACCACAUUUGAGGACUAUUUCUCCAAAGAAAAAAUGUAAGGAGAAUGUAGAUUGGCUCACAAGGCACAUUAAGCAAAAGCGGCUUUAUGAAAACUUUGCUUCACCUCUUGAUGAUGUUAAAGAAUUUGGGUCUCCUAAUGGCCAUGUUGAAGAAAGUCCUAAGUUUCAUGGUACACCUUCAAGAAGAAGUCGGAAUAAAUCUAGUUCGGAUAAUGUACUAAAAACUCCUAAAAGUGAAAACACUUUACUUAGAUUCUUCACUGUUAUGAAAAGAAAACAUUCUUUACAUCAAGAAUGAAUCAAGAAUUAUCUGCUUCGUCUUUAGAGUUCUGUACCUGUACAUUUUUAGCAUAGCCCUUAUCUUUAUUAUUUAAUUCUAUAUUUUGCCAUAUAUAUAUAUAACUGAUGAUAUUAACUGUA